Molecule: messenger RNA, 1667 nt
Organism: Gastrolobium bilobum
Lineage: Eukaryota; Viridiplantae; Streptophyta; Magnoliopsida; Fabales; Fabaceae
Product: pathogenesis-related genes transcriptional activator PTI6-like
Exons: 1
Coding region: 512-1609 (365 amino acids)
Biological process (GO): regulation of DNA-templated transcription
Molecular function (GO): DNA-binding transcription factor activity; DNA binding
Source: RefSeq, a predicted model, not a curated record
GCUCUGUUCCCAGCUCUUACCCAUUCAACCACAAAAACACGAGUACUUAGUAACCUUCAUCCUGCAGAAUCUGCACUUUUUUUGUGCCUUCUAUUCUCCUCCCCCUUUGAAUCAGAAGAUUUCCUUUUCCAUUCAAGGCAUCACUAGAAGUUUCAACGAAAGUCUCCGCCACCCACAGUUGCUCAUUCAUCUCAAUAAUUUAUCUAUCUCAACUCAACCCCCCCCAUGAUGUUAAAAGCUCUUCUUUUCUCUUUAUUCUUCCUAUCACUCUCUACCGUUUCUAUCCCCAUCGGGUUUUAAUGUUUUUUGCUUUCCUCUUUUUUCCUUUUCCCUUCAAUUCUCACCUUUUCAUGUCUUUUUGAAAGAUUUCUCAUUUCUCCCAAAAAAAAAAAAAAAAAUACCCUUUGGAGUGGCUAUCCUAAAGCUUGAACCUUCUUCUUCACAGUUCCCUUAUAUUCCAAAACCCGGGCCUAUUUGUUUCCUCAGUACACCCAACUAGCAUAAGAAAGACAUGAUGGAACAGAGUAGUAUCCUAUGCAAAUACACAGUGCAUCACAACGUUACCAAGAAGCUGGUCUCACCAAAGAAGAAGGCUUCCGAUGCAAAGAGCCACCCCAUAGAGCCAAGAGUGUUGCGGAUAUCCGUCACUGAUCCAGACGCCACGGACUCCUCCGGCGACGAAGAAGGAAACUGCUUAAACCGCCGGAGAAUGAAGCGCUAUGUCAACCGGAUUGAAAUCGAAACCACCACCUCCAAAAAAGUCGCCAACUCCGCCGCCGCCGUCAUCCCGAAUCCCAGGAAAAGGCUCACCGGCGAGCCCUCCUCUAGCCGGAGGCCGGCGAAGCUUCCGGCGACGAACAACGGAAGGAAGUUCCGCGGCGUACGGCAGAGACCUUGGGGGAAAUGGGCGGCGGAGAUUCGAGAUCCGGCACGGAGGGUGCGGGUCUGGUUGGGUACCUUUGACACUGCAGAAGAAGCUGCUAUGGUCUACGACAAUGCAGCGAUUAAGCUUCGAGGCCCUGAUGCUUUGACGAACUUCGUCACGCCACCGGCGCAGAAAGAAAAGCCACCGCAGGAGGAGGCGGAUGUGACUGCCGUGAAACCACAAAUGAAGGUGGUUGUGAAUGCUGAAGCUUCAAGCUCCAGCUACAAUUCGGGCGAUUAUCAGUGUCUCAACCUUUCGUCUCCCACAUCGGUGCUUCAUUUCAGGAGCAACCCGAGCGAGGAAAUCGCGGAAUCUCAAAAACCGGUCGAACCGGAAGAAGCAAGUGAGGCUGAGGAAGUGUGUCAAGUUUUCAGAGAGUGCCAAGGCGAGACAAGUUUGUUCGAUGAGACAGGGGAGUUUUUCCAACCGGAUAUGCCUAUGUGGGACGAUGUUUUCAAUUUCCAAACUUUCGAGUACCCUUUGCUCUUCGAAGAAGAACCGCCCCAGAUGUUGGGCGAAACGACGCCGGAUGGUGAUGAUGAUGACGAUGAUUUCAGUUACAAUAUCACUCUGGCUGAUUCUCUCAUAGAUUUUGAGAAAGCGUGUCCUCCAUCAACGUCGUGCCAAGUGGACGAUUACUUCCAAGACAUUUUGUCAGGCUCAGAUCCUCUGGUCGUGCUCUGAGAUUGAGAGUGAUGGGUUUGUUUUGCUAAUUGCCGUUGUUCACGGCAGAUUUUGGUUC